Molecule: messenger RNA, 7187 nt
Organism: Globicephala melas (long-finned pilot whale)
Lineage: Eukaryota; Metazoa; Chordata; Mammalia; Artiodactyla; Delphinidae
Gene: DOT1L
Product: DOT1 like histone lysine methyltransferase
Biological process (GO): DNA repair; heterochromatin formation; DNA damage checkpoint signaling
Cellular component (GO): nucleus
Molecular function (GO): histone H3K79 methyltransferase activity
Source: RefSeq, a predicted model, not a curated record
AGCAUGGUGCGGCGGCCGCGCGCGCAGACAUGGGGGAGAAGCUGGAGCUGAGGCUCAAGUCGCCCGUGGGGGCUGAGCCCGCCGUCUACCCGUGGCCGCUGCCGGUCUACAUGGAAACCGAGGCCUGCAGCGGUUCAGGGAUUCAGAGCCAGGCCUGUGGCUUCCAGGCUGCAGGAGCGCCCGGGGGAAGUCCUGGGGAAGGAGGGUCGGGGGCUUAGACUCCGUCCCGGUCCCUUCCCCGCAGCCCACUGGGCGGCAGGGCGCUGCAGGAACAGGCGCUCCCGAAGCCAGCGUGUCCCACGUGACAGGACAUGGCCCCAGCGCUGUGGGUAGGGCUCUCUGGACAAACACCACGAUGCUGCUCAUGAAAUCAUCGAGACCAUCCGGUGGGUCUGUGAAGAAAUCCCAGAUCUCAAGCUCGCUAUGGAGAAUUAUGUUUUAAUCGACUACGACACCAAAAGCUUCGAAAGCAUGCAGAGGCUCUGUGACAAGUACAACCGGGCCAUCGACAGCAUCCACCAGCUGUGGAAGGGCACCACGCAGCCCAUGAAGCUGAACACGCGGCCGUCCACGGGGCUCCUGCGCCACAUCCUGCAGCAGGUCUACAACCACUCGGUGACCGACCCCGAGAAACUCAACAACUAUGAGCCCUUCUCCCCGGAGGUGUACGGGGAGACUUCCUUCGACCUGGUCGCCCAGAUGAUCGACGAGAUCAAGAUGACCGAAGACGACCUGUUUGUGGACCUGGGUAGCGGAGUGGGCCAGGUUGUGCUGCAGGUCGCUGCGGCUACCAACUGCAAACAUCACUAUGGUGUCGAGAAAGCUGACAUCCCGGCCAAGUACGCGGAGACCAUGGACCGAGAGUUCAGGAAGUGGAUGAAAUGGUAUGGAAAAAAGCAUGCAGAAUACACACUGGAGAGAGGAGAUUUCCUCUCGGAGGAGUGGAGAGAGCGGAUCGCCAACACGAGUGUUAUAUUUGUGAAUAACUUUGCCUUUGGUCCUGAGGUGGAUCACCAGCUGAAGGAGCGGUUCGCAAACAUGAAGGAAGGUGGCAGAAUCGUGUCCUCGAAGCCCUUUGCACCUCUGAACUUCAGAAUAAACAGUAGAAACUUGAGUGACAUCGGCACCAUCAUGCGCGUCGUGGAGCUGUCGCCUCUAAAAGGCUCGGUGUCGUGGACGGGGAAGCCGGUGUCUUACUACCUGCACACCAUCGACCGCACCAUACUUGAAAACUAUUUUUCUAGUCUGAAAAAUCCAAAACUCAGGGAGGAACAAGAGGCAGCUCGGCGCCGGCAGCAGCGGGAGAACAAGAGCAACACGACCACCCCCACCAAGGUGCCCGAGAGCAAGACGGCCAUGCCCGCCGACACCCCCAUGGACUCUGGUGCUGAGGAAGAGAAAGCCGGGGCGACCACUGUCAAGAAGCCAUCUCCCUCCAAGGCCCGGAAGAAGAAGCUGAACAAGAAGGGCCGGAAGAUGGCCGGCCGGAAGCGCGGACGUCCCAAGAAGAUGAGCACCGCCAACCCCGAGCGCAAGCCCAAGAAGACCCAGAGCGCACUGGACCUGCUGCACGCCCAGACUGUGUCGCGGGCGGCGUCACCCUCGCCGCAGGGCGCCCCCUACCAGCUACCUCCCAGCACGCAGCGACGCCCCCCUGAGCAGCUGCUGCUGGCGCCCGCCCCGCCUGCCCUACACCGGCUGCUAGAAUCCUUCAAGAUUCAGUACCUGCAGUUCCUGGCGUACACAAAGACCCCUCAGUACAAGGCCAACCUGCAGCAGCUGCUGGACCAGGAGAAGGAGAAGAACGCCCGGUUGCUGGGCGCCGUGCAGCAGCUGUUCGGCCACUGCCAAGCUCAGAAGGAGGAGAUCAAGAGGCUUUUCCAGCAGAAACUGGAUGAGCUGGGAGUGAAGGCGCUGACCUACAACGACCUGAUCCAAGCGCAGAAGGAGAUCUCAGCUCACAACCAGCAGCUGAGGGAGCAGACGGAGCAGCUGGAGAAGGGCAACCGGGAGCUGAGGAGCCAGAGCCUGCGGCUGCUCAAGGCACGGUGCGAGGAGCUGAAGCUGGACUGGUCCACGCUGUCCCUUGAGGGCCUGCUGAAGGAGAAGCAGGCCCUGAAGAGCCAGAUCUCGGAGAAGCAGAGGCACUGCCUGGAGCUGCAGAUCAGCAUUGUGGAGCUGGAGAAGAGCCAGCGGCAGCAGGAGCUCCUGCAGCUGAAGUCCUGCGUGCCGCCCGACGACGCCCUGUCCCUGCACCUGCGCGGGAAGGGUGGCCUGGGCCGAGAGCCGGAGGCCGAGCCCGGCCGGCCACACCUGGAGCUGGACUGUGCCAGGUUCUCCCUGCCCCACUUGAGCAACAUGAGCCCGGAGCUGUCCAUGAACGGCCACGCGGCCGGCUAUGAGCUCUGCGGCGCGCUGAGCCGGCCCUCGCCCAAGCAGAACACCCCCCAGUACCUGGCCUCCCCCCUGGACCAGGAGGUCGUGCCCUGCACCCCGAACCACAGUGGCCGGCCGAGGCUCGAGAAGUUGUCCGGCCUGGCCCUGCCCGACUACACCAGGCUCUCCCCGGCCAAGCUGGUGCUGCGGCGCCACCUGAGCCAGGACCACACAGCCAACAGCAGGGCGACCGCCAGCGAGCUGCACUCACGAGCUGAGCAUGCCAAGGAGAACGGCCUCCCGUACCAGAGCCCCGGCAUCGCCAACGGCAUCAAACUGAGCCCACAGGACCCUCGGCCCUCGUCCCCUGCGGCCUUGCAGAUGACGGGAGAGAAGGGCAGUGAGAAGCGGGAGCAGGCUGGCCCGGUGGUGUGUCUGCAGGGUUUGAAGGAGCGCACCUACGCCAGCAGUGGGGAGGCCAUCACCAGCCUGCCCGUCAGCAUCCCGCUCAGCACCGUGCAGCCUAGCAAGCUGCCAGUCAGCAUCCCUCUGGCCAGCGUGGUGCUGCCCAGCCGCGCCGAGAAGGUGAGAAGCACCCCCAGCCCCGUGCCGCAGGCCCGAGAGUCCUCGUCCACACUGGAGAAGCAGAUGGGUGCUGGCACCCACGGCUCCGGGUGCAACGCUGCUGGGAGCAGAAGCCUCGCCCUGGCCCCCGCAGGCUUUGCCUACGCCGGCUCAGUGGCCAUCAGUGGGGCCCUGGCAGGCAGCCCGGCACCACUCGUCUCUGGAGCCGAGCCCCCCGCCCUGGACGAGUCCUCCAGCUCCGGAAGCCUCUUUGCCACUGUGGGGUCCCGCAGCUCCACCCCUCAGCACCCCCCCCUGCUGGCGCAGCCCCGCAACUGCGGCUCGGCCUCGCCCGCCCCCCAGCUCUGCGCCAGUCCCCGGCUCGGCGCCCAGGGCCCGCUCCCCGACACCAGCAAAGGAGACCUGCCCUCUGAGGCCGGCUUCUCGGAUCCCGAGAGUGAAGCCAAGAGAAGGAUCGUCUUCACCAUCUCGGCCGGCUCUAGCAGCGCCAAGCAGUCACCUUCCAGCAAGCACAGCCCUCUGUCCUCGGGCGCCCGCGGUGACGGCGGCCAGAGCCACGGGCAGGACAGCCGCAAGAGGGGCAGGAGGAAGCGGGCAGCGGCAGGGACCCCCGGCUUCAGCUCGGGCGUGUCCCCCAAGCGCCGGGCCCUGCCGUCCGUCGCCGGCCUCUUCACCCAGUCUUCAGGGUCCCCCCUGAACCUCAACUCCAUGGUCAGCAACAUCAACCAGCCCUUGGAAAUCACGGCCAUCUCGUCCCCCGAGAGCUCCCUGAAGAGCUCGCCUGUCCCUUACCAGGACAACGACCAGCCGCCCGUGCUCAAGAAGGAGAAGCCCCUGAGCCAGACCAACGGGGCCCACUAUUCCCCGCUGACCUCGGAUGAGGAGCAGGGCUCUGAGGACGAGCCCAGCAGUGCCAGAAUUGAGAGAAAAAUUGCAACCAUCUCCUUAGAAAGCAAAUCUCCUCCGAAAACCUUGGAAAAUGGGGGCGGCCUGGCGGGAAGGAAGGUGCCAGCCAGCGAGCCGGUCAACAGCAGCAAGUGGAAGUCCACCUUCUCGCCCAUCUCCGACCUCGGCCUGGCCAAGGCAGCCGACAGCCCGCUGCAGGCCACCUCCGCUCUGAGCCACAACUCCCUGUUCGCUUUCCGGCCCGGCCUGGAGGAACCUGGCGCGGGUGAUGCCAAGCUGGCUGCCCACCCCAGGAAGAGCUUCCCAGGCGCGCUGCCGGGGGCGGGCGGGCUGAGCCCCAGCAGCCAUCCCGCCAGCAGCUUCGCCCUGGGCGGGGGCCUGGCGGCCGACCUCAGUUUACACAGCUUCAGCGAUGGUGCUUCUCUCUCCCACAAGGCCCCCGAGGCGGCCGGCCUGGGCACCCCCCUGAGCUUUCCCGGCCCGCGGGGCAAGGAGGGCGGCGCCGCAGACCCCGGCCCCUUCGUGAACAAGAGACAGCUGGACGGACUGGCCCCGAAGGGCGAGGGGGGCCCACCUGUGUGUGGGCCCGCGGACAAGGCCUCAGCGACGCACGGCAAGGCGGGCAAGGGCCGUGACCGCGAGCCCGACGUCAAGAACGGCCACAACCUCUUCAUGGCCGCUGCUGCUGCUGCCGCCGCCGCCGCUGCCACCCCCCCCGGGGGCCUCCUCAGCGGCCCGGGCCUUGCCCCGGCGGCGUCCUCGGCAGGGGGCACGGCCCCGUCCGCCCAGACCCACCGCCCCUUCCUGGGCGCCUUCGCCCCUGGCCCGCAGUUCGCACUGGGCCCCAUGUCCCUGCAGGCCAACCUGGGUCCGUCUGUGCUGCAGUCCCUGUUCAGCUCCGUGCCCGCCGCCGGCCUGGUGCACGUCUCAACCGCCGCCACCAGACUGACCAACUCGCACGCCAUGGGCAGCUUCUCCUCCGGGGUGGCCGGCGGUGCAGUCGGAGGUGCCUUUAACCACGCGGUGCCUCCCGCCUCCGCUCAUCCGUUUGGAGCCAGUUUCGGCAGUGGGGCUGCAUGUCGCAGCGCCACGCUGAGCCUAACCCCGCUGCAGGCGGUGGCCAGCACCCCGGCUUCUUCCUUUCAGGCCCCGCCCCCUGCGGAGCCGAGGCCGCCCCCGCCCCCUCCGCACCUGGGCCGGCCCCCUCCGGGGCCGCCCGCCCUCCACGCCCCGCCCCCUCCUAACGCCGCCUUGCCUCCGCCCCCCGCGCUGCUCCCGGCUAACUCUGAGCCCGUGCUCCUGCAGAACCUCGCGUCCCUCCCAGCUAACCAAGCUUUCUUACCUGCCUCCUCUGCUGCCUCUGUGCCGCCUGCUAACGCCUCUCUGUCCAUCAAGCUCGCCUCACUUCCGCACAAGGUGUCCCGCCCCUCCUUCACGGUGCACCACCCGCCCCUGCCCGGGCUGGCCCUGGCCCAGGCCGCGCCCGUGAUCCCGCAGGCCAGCUCCACGGGGCCGCCCGCCGUGUGGGUUUCCCUUGGCAUGCCACCUCCGUAUGCCGCGCGCCUUGCGGGGGUUAAGCCGCGAUAAAGACCUUGCUUAGCUAGCAGUUCGUAUUCUGUAAGGUAAGGCUAGAGCUCGACCAGGCGGCCCAUACGAGAACCUGAACUGACCUUCCUUUGCAGAAAACAGGCGGGCCCGCGGGGCUCCGUGGAGGGGCCCGGGGGCCAAGGUUGCUCUCCUGCGGCCGGGAGGUGCGAAGGCGAAGAGCCAGGGAGGCAAGGGAACCCGGGCGGCGAGAGCAGAGAGAGGGAGGGUGUGGCUGGCCCCGCCCCCUCCGCCGCUGCCGGUGGACCCUCCCCCCAGGUCGCCCAGGGAGGGGGCCAGGAGGAGUCAGUCAGUCAGGGUUGGCGUCCUGGCCGGGUGGAGCCUAGCUCGAGCUUGCCGCCGCCCUAGGCUUGGCGUCUGCAGCAGCCUGGGACCUGGGCAGCCCCGGCGUGGGGUCAUGGGGGCAGCUCAGGAUCCCAGCUUUGCCUUUGUGUGCGCUCUUGGGCCCCUCAGCCCGUUUCCAUAAACGCGCCUUAUGAGGGUUUGGGGAGAGCUCAACGCGUUUAAGGCACCUGGUACACGGCAGGCCUUUUGGACGUGGGGGUCGCGUUUGUUGGGCUCCUUAGCUAGAGGGCCUGCCUGCAGGGGCCGAUGGGCAGCAGGGUGAGUGUGGCGCCAGCCCCACAGGCAGGAACGCCGGGCCGGUGGCGGGGCUCUGUAGUUGUGGCCGAGGCCCGGCUCCUCCGGCCUCCGAGGCGCACGGGCUGCCUUUCAGACCGUCCGUGUGGGGGUCAGCGGAGACAAGCGUAGGAAGGGCCCGCUUUCGGGAGCUGGAGGGGGCAGGUGUCUGCGAGGCCUCCAGGGAGGGUCCUGGGCCCCGGUGCAGCUGGCCUGGCCACUGCUGGUGCCAUGUCCACAUCCCCUUGGGGCCAGGAAUGGAGCGGGGGUCCUGCCUGCCUGCUGUCCUUGGCUGUCUGUUGUGUUUUUAAGUGGAAACAGAUGGGAGGCCGCUGGAGUCUGACGGCCUCCUGGUCAGGGUGCAGGUCAGUGGACAGCCCUACCCGAGGCCUGGGGAUGGGCUGUGCCUCGGUUGUUGGAAAAGCCCAGAAGGUAGGGCGGCUCAGCCUGCAGUGGCCUCGCGCCGUCAGAGGAGCUUGGAGAGGGCAGACGUGCACUGGGAGGUCGGGGACCAGGCCCACAGUGGACGCUGCCUGCCUGCCGUCCUGGCCGCGCCGGCCUCACUCCUGGGGCAUGCAGGCUUGUCCUGGAGCGCUGCCCGGCGUGGGGACCGGGGAGGGUCUCCUGGGGAGGAGGGGAGGCCAGGACCCAGCCAGCGCCCCACACGCACUGGAAGGGCCUGGGGACAGGACCUCCUGCCUCUGACAGGGCCCAGAGGCGUGGCUCAGGGUGCUGCCACCACCUCGUCUGCCGUCUGUCGUCCGUCCGUCCGUCCGUAGGUGGCUCUGGCGCCCUGGCCUGGGGGUGCGACGGGCUCGUCUGGGCGCGAGGCUAACGCUAUGCUGCCUUUCCUCCCGCGCCGUGUCCGCAGGUAACUAGGAUUUCUACCUCAACCGCGAGACUAUGCAAGGAUGGGGCGGGCUGGCGGCGCGGGGCCCCCCGCAGGACGGCGAGGACGGAUGGAGGCCAGAGGACAGGCUCUACUGUGAAUCAGCGCCGCGCACAGCUGCGGAGACGGCGCGCUGGGGCCUGGCUCCAGCCUGUACUGUCGAUAGUCUUAGAUAAAGUAUUUAUCGUUUUUUAAAAAGUAUAAACAA